AUGUCCUACCCGCAGUUCGGGUACCCCUACUCCUCGGCACCCCAGUUCCUGAUGGCCGGCAGCCCCCUGGGCACGUGCUGCGAGUCCGGCGGCCGCGCGCUGGCCGAGGCGGGGCCCGCCGCGCCGGCCCAGGCGCCCGUGUACUGCCCGGUGUACGAGGGCCGGCUGCUGGCCACGGCGCGCCCCGAGCUCGGGCCCGCGGCGCUCGGCGUGUACGGGGCCCCCUACGGCGGCGCGCAGGGCUACGGCAACUACGUGACCUACGGCUCCGAGGCGUCCGCCUUCUACUCGCUGAACAGCUUCGACGCCAAGGACGCGGCGGGGUCCGCCCACGCCGGCCUCGCGCCCGCAGCCGCCUACUACCCCUACGAGCCCGCGCUGGGCCAGUACCCCUACGACAGGUACGGGACCAUGGACAGCGGCACGCGGCGCAAGAACGCCACGCGGGAGACCACCAGCACGCUCAAGGCCUGGCUGCAGGAGCACCGCAAGAACCCCUACCCCACCAAGGGCGAGAAGAUCAUGCUGGCCAUCAUCACCAAGAUGACCCUCACGCAGGUGUCCACCUGGUUCGCCAACGCGCGCCGGCGCCUCAAGAAGGAGAACAAGAUGACGUGGCCGCCCCGGAACAAGUGUGCGGAUGAGAAGCGGCCCUUCGGGGAGGGCGAGGAGGACGGGCCCGAGGAGGAGGCCCCAGGGGAGCCCCUCAAGAGCACCAAGAAUGAAGAGUCGCCCGGCAAGGAGAGAGAGCUGGCGCUCAGCGACCUGGAGGACUUUGACCCCCUGGAGACCGAGCCCCCAGUGUGCGAGCUGAAGCCCCCCUUCCAGCCUCUGCACGGCAGCCUGGAGCGUGUCCCCCUCGGACCUGACGGCCCCAGUGUCCCCGGCAAGGAAGCCUCCGGUGCCCUCCACACGCCCCUGGCUGCUGCGGGCGGGGCCGCCCUGGGCCCAGACCUGGAGCGGGCCCGGAGCUGCCUGCAGGGCGCGGCUGCAGGGCCGGAGCAGCAGCCUGGCGCAGGAGCAGGCCCGCAGGCAUGUGAGGCCAAGCUGGGCUUCGUGCCCGCGGGGGCCGCGGGGAGCCUGGAGGCCAAGCCCCGCAUCUGGUCGCUGGCGCACACGGCCACCGCCGCGGCCUCCGCCCUGAGCCAGACUGAGUUUCCGUCCUGUAUGCUCAGGCGCCAGGGCCCCUGCACGCCCGCGGCGGCCUCGGCCUCUUCCUUGGCGCCCUCCCCGCCCGCCGCCCCCGCCUCCACCAGCGCCCCGGACCGGCACCAGGACUCCCCGGUCACCAGCCUCAGAAACUGGGUGGACGGCGUCUUCCACGACCCCGUCCUCAGGCACAGCACUUUGAGCCAGGCCUGGGCCACCGCCAAGGGCAACCUCCUGGACCCAGGGCCGCUGGGACGCUCGCUGGGGGCCGGAACCAACGUCCUGCCCACGCCCCUGGCCCGCGCCUUCCCGCCAGCAGCGCCCCGAGAUGGCCCCGCCCCUGGCCUCGCCAAGGAGCUGCUGGCCCUGCCCAAGGCCGGGGGCAAACCCUUCUGUGCUUAA
Talpa occidentalis (Iberian mole) is the source of this 1551-nucleotide messenger RNA. It is a transcript of the gene IRX4, whose product is annotated as iroquois homeobox 4. Bases 1 to 1551 code for a protein of 516 amino acids. Lineage: Eukaryota; Metazoa; Chordata; Mammalia; Eulipotyphla; Talpidae. The transcript is spliced from 5 exons. Gene Ontology annotation, cellular component: nucleus. The record is from RefSeq and is a predicted model, not a curated record. Gene Ontology annotation, biological process: neuron differentiation; regulation of transcription by RNA polymerase II; cell development. Gene Ontology annotation, molecular function: RNA polymerase II cis-regulatory region sequence-specific DNA binding; DNA-binding transcription factor activity, RNA polymerase II-specific.